AUGGCUCUCACAACAUAUGAAGAGUCGAAGCCAGAACCUGAGGUUUUCAAAGAACCCCCCGAAGUUUGUGUUACGCCAUGCGAUCCAUGGCCACGACCUUAUUAUGUUGAAAAGGGGCUCCUUCGUGUGGCUCCCUACUAUUACACUUACAAUACGUAUUGCAAGGAGAGAUGGAGGGGGAAAAACAUAUUAGAAAUAUUUACUACAGAGUUCAGAGACAGGGCGAAUGGAUACUAUAAAGCCGCGAUCGAUAAUGGAAGAAUUACUAUCGACGGGAAAAUUGCUACGGCCGACAGUAUAAUAAACAAUGGACAGGUCAUUUCGCAUACACUACAUAGACAUGAACCUCCAGUGACUAGUCAACGGAUCAAAAUUAUCCAUGAGGAUGAUGAUAUUAUUGUUAUUGACAAACCUGCUGGUAUACCGGUGCAUCCCGCUGGGAGGUACAACUACAAUUCAAUAAUCGAGAUACUGCGAGCGGAGCGCGGUGUCGGCUGGGUCCCAUAUCCAUGCAAUAGGCUCGAUAGGCUUACCUCUGGUAUCAUGUUUCUUGGAAAGCACCCGAAGGCUGCAGAACAAAUGGCGCACUCAUUACGAUCACGAACUCUUCAAAAAGAAUACAUUGCACGUGUAAAGGGAUAUUUUCCGGAUGGAGUCGUGCUUUGCGACCAGCCAAUGUUGAAAGUUAGCCCUAUUCUUGGGUUGAACCGUGUUAGAGCUACAGGAAAGGAUGCUCAAACGAAGUUCCGCAGGAUCGCAUAUUACCCCCCUGUGAAAAAGGGAGAUGAAUCAAAUGGAGAGACCGCCAACUCACAGGAUCCUGAUUCCAGAGCAUCCACACCGCCACCUUCGCCCGCUGAUGUUGAUGAAGGAUAUAGCAUUGUCCACUGCCUCCCGCUCACAGGACGAACCCAUCAAAUUCGAGUUCACCUUCAAUUCCUCGGUCACCCAAUUACAAACGACCCUAUCUAUUCAAACCGCCGUGUUUUUGGCACCAAUUUAGGCAAAUCCGAAAGUACAGGUGAAAAUGAUGCGGAAAUAAUUGAUCGCCUUUCACGCAUGGGCAAAACCGAACCGGCAGAUUCGCUUUGCUACCAAACAUUCCAGACUCCACCUCCAGAGCGUGUUACUCUAGGUGGUGAUCCAAAUGUUGUCAACGAACUGCUUGCACGCGAGCAUGAUGUUAUGAUAAAUGACUAUCUUAGAAGGAAAUGUGAGAAGAUGAACGGAGAGAAUUGUGACAUCUGCGGUACUGAGCUGUACUCUGACCCAGGCAUACACGAGAUGGGUAUAUUCCUUCAUGCCGUUGCAUAUGCUGAUAUGGCGGGAAAAUGGAAGUACAAGAGCCAGAUGCCUGAAUGGGCUAUGCCGCCUAAGGGUGCUGAAGGCCCAACAGAGGCACCAGAGUGGGCCGAAGACGCGGAUGGUGCCGUUGUUAUUGGGAAAGGCAUGAUGGAAGAUGAUGAAACAGCUUUGGUAGAAGGGUUGGGGACUAUCAACUUGACCAAGUUGAAGGAGGAGAAUAUGAAAGCUGAACCCGUUGCGGCCUAG
Nannizzia gypsea CBS 118893 is the source of this 1551-nucleotide messenger RNA. RefSeq names its product pseudouridine synthase. NCBI's taxonomy places the organism in Eukaryota, Fungi, Ascomycota, Eurotiomycetes, Onygenales, Arthrodermataceae. Bases 1 to 1551 code for a protein of 516 amino acids. Gene Ontology annotation, molecular function: pseudouridine synthase activity; RNA binding. The record is from RefSeq and is a predicted model, not a curated record. Gene Ontology annotation, biological process: pseudouridine synthesis. The transcript has 2 exons.